Molecule: messenger RNA, 534 nt
Organism: Durotheca rogersii
Lineage: Eukaryota; Fungi; Ascomycota; Sordariomycetes; Xylariales; Xylariaceae
Exons: 3
Coding region: 115-492 (125 amino acids)
Source: RefSeq, a predicted model, not a curated record
UUCCCCCGAGUGGCUUGGGGGAGGGUCUGGGUACUUAUAGACGCGACCGCUUACCUGUUACACGCAUGCGCCCCGGUUCCUGAGGGUGCGCCCUCACCUGGCCCCAUAUCUAAUAUGCCUGCCCGCUUAAAUAAAGGGGGAGAGGGGGCAACGCACGUGAACUGGGCGACAUCUCGUUUCUGCUUCCGUCCUAUUAGUAGUCUACUCGGCUGGCGUGUCUUCGUGGCGACUCUCACCUUUGCUCAGUGCGUGCGGGCAUCGCCCCGGAACACGGAGUGGUACGGCCUGUCGUCUCCCAGCAUUCGCCAAAUUCGGGACAUAGAAAGGGGAAGGGGAACCGCUAAAGAGGUCGGCAUAUACCCGCGAGCGACCGAGUUUCAUUCUAAAGGUCUAUACGAAAGCCUCGUGCCGAAGCGAAUCUACCUAUACAACGUUAUAGGCACUGUCCCUCAACCAAUAUCCGCCAACUGUAACCGAUUGGCAGUAUAUUAGGUACCUAUCCAUCGCUCUCUAUUUUCACCAUGUUAUAUAUAC